Hemicordylus capensis (graceful crag lizard) is the source of this 6447-nucleotide messenger RNA. It is a transcript of the gene SIPA1L3, whose product is annotated as signal induced proliferation associated 1 like 3. The transcript is spliced from 23 exons. Gene Ontology annotation, cellular component: plasma membrane; cytoplasm; Golgi apparatus. The record is from RefSeq and is a predicted model, not a curated record. Gene Ontology annotation, molecular function: GTPase activator activity; protein binding. NCBI's taxonomy places the organism in Eukaryota, Metazoa, Chordata, Lepidosauria, Squamata, Cordylidae. The coding region runs from base 768 to 6077 and encodes 1769 amino acids. Gene Ontology annotation, biological process: establishment of epithelial cell polarity; activation of GTPase activity; epithelial cell morphogenesis.
GAGGACAGGAGGAUGGAGUUGGUGGCAGAGUGGAACAGGCUUAAUGAGGAAUGCAGCGAGCUCCUGGGGUGAUCUCUCUUGCGCAGCAGACCUGCCCAAACAGGGCUCUGGUUUCCAGAUGGCAUUCGUGGCCUGAACCUUGGGGCUGGGGCCAGUUGGCCUGCCUAGGCGAUGCUCCCCCCACUGCCUGCUCCCCCUAAGCUCCAAGGGUGGCAGGAAUCACAGGGCCAGGGUUGUUGUCAGAGGAGCUGGAUCAGCGAAAUGGAAGCAGAGCAGGCAAAAUGACCCUAACCGGGAAGAAGUGGGACUGGCUCCCUUUGCCUGGAGGGAGCUGCUUGAAGCUGGGACUCCAUGGAUGGCGGAUUUUGCGCUGCUACUGUGGGCAGCUGGGAAGUGAGUUAAGCUGACAGGAAGAGGAAAAGCCCAUCCCGAUGAAAAGGCUCUAGAGGUCCCGACUGGCCCGCAUGGCCUGGGAGAAGCCGCUGCAGCUCACGGCCUCGGAGUAGCCGGGGGCUGUGGGGGCCAAGGCGGUCCGAACGCCAGCGUCCUUCUGCUCCCAAUGCUGGCGCUCCAGGAAUCCCCGCCCCUGCUGUGGCCACCGGGCAUCUGCCGGCAGGGCGUCCUGAGGUGGGCUCGGGCAGGCUGGCAUCCCACCGCUCCUUCCCCCCCGGCGGCGGCAGCAGCAGCAGCGGCGGAGGCCUGCGGGUCCCGAUGGAGAUGAGCAGCACCUUCCCCCAGGGAGUCGGCGUCGGUGCUUCCGUUGGACUAUGACAUCCUAUCGGCCGGUGCAUGAGAGCGGCGACGUAGCAGGGCCGGGCUUGAAAGGCGGGGAUUACUACUCCCCUGGGUUCUGGGCCCAGAAUGGCUGUGCCUCGCACACAGACGCCGCCCCGGCGGCCGGCCGGCCGGCCACAACCACCCCAGCCAUGCCGAAAAUGGGCGUGCGGGCCAGGAUUGCCGACUGGCCCCCCAAGAGAGAAGGGCUGAAGGACCCCGCCCUCCCCAGCAGCACUUCAAGAGACCUGGAGACCCCAGGCUUCGCGGCGCGGGGCUUCCAGAAUGGGCAGCUCCCGCGUGGGGCCGCCCCCUCCUCCUCCUCCUCCGGGAUCAGAGGCUUCCAGCGCCUGGCCCGGAGGCGGUCCAAGGACGCGGAGUUCCCGGAGGGCUGGCCCCGCUCUCCAGGCCGGGGGUUCCUGCCGCUCCGCCACAGGAGCAGCAGCGAGAUCACGCUCAGCGAGUGCGACUUGGAAGAGGCCCUGGAGCCCCGGGCAGCCAGGCUGGGGGGCAGCGGCCUGCCCCUCUUCCGCGAGUAUGGCAGCACCUCCUCCAUCGACGUGCAGGGCGUUUCGGAGCAGAGCUUCUACGACAUGCUGACGGAGUUCCGCAGCGGGCAGGCAGCCUCCCGGCGGCCAGAUUCUUCCGCCGCGGCCAGGAGCAGCCGGGCCGAAGGCCGGAGCGAGCAGCUGCUGCCCCCGCUGCCCGACGAGUUCCCCCUCCCGCCCAAGGACAAGGCCCGCAAGAAGGGGCCCAGGGCGGAGCUGGGCAGUGGGGACUCCAUCUUCCGGAAGCUGCGGGGCGGCCGGGGUGACGGCGAGGCCGGCCGGGCCCUGCCGGAGCCCGAGGAGGGCAAGAGCCAGGAAGGGGGCCGAGCCUGGCUGUGCCAGAAGAGCUUUGCCCACUACGACGUCCAGAGCAUGCUCUUUGACCUCAACGAGGUGGCGGCCCGGCGGGCCUACGUGGCGCAGCGGAGGAACACCGCCACCGGGGCCUCGGCGGCCUCGGCCGGUUCUGCCGCCGCCCCCCCCUCCCGGGCCGGUGGCGUGGGGGGCCCGGAGCCCCUCGCCUCCUUCAUCAGCACCGAGGACCUGAACUUCAAGGAGAACCUGGAGCCCGACCCCGGGGACCACAAGAGCAACGAGCUGCUGCUCAGCUGCCCGCACUUCCGCAACGAGAUUGGCGGCGCCCAGGAGCGCAGCGUGGGCUUCUUGCGGGCCUCCGCCGGCUCUCCUGGAGGGGGCAGCAAGGGGGCCUUUGCAGAGGCCUCUCCGGCCGCCUGCUGCACCAACGCCAGCGUCUCCGUGCUGGAGGUCCCCCAGGAGCUGCAGCGCAACGUGGGCCGGCUGAAGCACUACAGCAUCGAGCACGUGGACUUGGGGGCCCGCUACUACCAGGACUACUUCUGCGGCAAAGAGCACUCCAAUUACUUUGGGGUGGAUGAGAAGCUGGGGCCGGUGGCUGUAAGCAUCAGGCGCGAGAAGCUGGAGGACCACCAGGAGCAUGGGCCUCAGUACCAGUACAGGAUUAUCUUCCGCACCAGUGAGCUGACCACCCUCCGGGGCUCCAUCCUAGAAGAUGCCACGCCCACCACCACCAAACACGGCACCGUCCGUGGGCUCCCUCUCAAGGACGCCCUGGAGUACGUGGUCCCCGAGCUGAACACUCACUGCCUGCGUCUGGCCCUGAAUGUGCCCAAAGUGACCGAACAGCUGCGGAAACUGGACGAGCAGGGGCUCUGCCGGAAGCACAAGGUGGGCGUCUUGUACUGCAAAGCCAGCCAGAGCUCCGAGGAGGAGAUGUACAACAACGAGGAGGCCGGGCCGGCCUUGGAGGAGUUCCUGGCGCUGCUGGGGGAGAAGGUGUCCCUGCGGGGCUUCAGCAAGUACGCCGCCCAGCUGGACACCAAAACCGACUCCACGGGCACCCACUCCCUCUACACGACCUGCCAGGGCUAUGAGCUCAUGUUCCACGUGUCCACGAUGCUCCCGUACACGCCCAACAACCGGCAGCAGUUGCUCAGGAAGAGACACAUCGGGAAUGACAUCGUCACCAUCAUCUUCCAGGAGCCGGGGGCCCUGCCCUUCACCCCCCAGAACAUCCGCUCCCACUUCCAGCAUGUCUUUGUCAUUGUCCGCGCCCAGAAUCCCUGCACGGAGAACGUUUGCUACAGCGUGGCUGUGACCCGUUCCAAAGACGUCCCACCCUUUGGGCCGGCCAUCCCCAGCAGAGCCGUUUUCCGCAAAUCUGAUCUCUUCCGAGACUUCCUGCUGGCCAAGGUGAUCAAUGCUGAGAACGCAGCCCACAAGUCCGACAAGUUCCACACCAUGGCCACCCGCACGCGGCAGGAGUACUUGAAGGACCUAGCAGAAAACUGCGUCACCAGCACAACCAUCGAUUCCACGGGGAAGUUCAACCUGAUCUCACUGACCUCCAAGAAGAAGGAAAAGACCAAAGCCCGGAGCGGAGCGGAGCAGUACAGCACUGGGGCCAUCGCGUGGCGGAUUCUGGCCCAGGAUUACACCCAGGGAGCGGAGAUCGAGUGCAUCUUGGGCAUCUCCAAUGAAUUCGUGGUCCUCUUGGACCUGGCCACCAAGGAGGUGGUCUUCAACUGUUUUUGUGCGGAUGUCAUUGGCUGGACUCCAGACACAUUCACCAUCAAGAUAUUCUAUGGCCGAGGGGACCACAUUUUUGUCCGGGCCUUGGAGAGCAAUCCAGAUGGCAUCAAGGAGAUUGUGCAGCGGCUGAAGGUCAUGACGUCUGGCUGUGAGACGGUGGAAAUGACCCUCCGGAGGAACGGGCUGGGGCAGCUGGGCUUCCACGUGAAGUUUGAUGGGACGGUGGCAGAGGUGGAGGAUUACGGCUUUGCCUGGCAGGCAGGGCUGCGGCAGGGCAGCCGGCUGGUGGAGAUCUGCAAGGUGGCCGUGGUCACGCUCAGCCACGACCAGAUGAUCGACUGGCUGCGCACUUCUGUGACGGUGAAGGUGGUCAUUAUUCCUCCCCACGACGACGGCAUCCCUCGCAGGGGCUGGGCAGAGUCCUUCAGAAUGAGCACGGCGGAGCCCAGGGUGGAGCCCGAGAGCCUGCCGGUGGGCUAUCAGCCCCCCCACCGCGGAGCCUGGCCCUGGAGCGGCUCGUCGCAGGCGGGCCAGUGGGCAGAGCAGGCGGGCCACGGCCAGUCCCAGUCCCUCACCAGGACCCCCAAGCAGAGCGCCCUGGCUCCUUACCGAGAGUCCCAGCCCCCACAUGGCAAGAGGCCCGUGAGCUUCCCCGAGACCCCUCACGCCGCAGCAGCCGCCUCCCAGCCGGGAGCAGAGAGGGGCCCGUCCUCGUCCUACCGGCAGCCCUCGGGCAGCUUCUCCGUCCCCGGCUCCUCAGGAGCAGCCUACGCCCGCUACAAGCCAUCCCCAGAAAGCUCGGCCCACCGCUAUGCAGCCCCCCAGCGGCCUCUGGUGCCCUUCGACCCCCUCUACGGCCACGAGGUGACCUCCUCCAAUGGGGACUCUUCCUCGGGGGGACUGGCCAGUCAGGAGAGCACCAUGGAGCGGCCCAAGCCUGAGCCUCUCUGGCACGUGCCUGUGCAGCCCAGGAUGUCUGCCUCCGCAGGGAGCAGCGGGAGCAAGAGGCCAAGCAGGCAGGAGCUGGCCGGCAAGGACUCUCCCAACCGGCACUCCAAGGGCGAGGGGCUCUACUCCAGCAGCCACUCCAGCAGCAACACCUUGUCCAGCAACGCCUCCAGCAGCCACAGCGAGGAGUGCUGGUUCGACCCGGCUGACCCCGCCGAAGCCGACCCGGAUCCCCAGGCCAAGGGGGGCUCCAGUGACAGCGGCAUCGAGGCCGCCACCAGCGCCAAGGCCUCCCGGAGGGACAGGCUGCCCAAGGCCUCGCCCCCCUACGGCUCCACCCUGCAGGAGGGCAGCAAGAGGAGGGAGCUGCCUCUUGCCCUGGGCUCCGGCGGGCAGAGCCGGGGCUACCACCCCAAGGCCUUUGGGGCAGGGGCCGGCAUGCCCGCCAGGGGGGCCAGCGGCAGCCAUGACCCCUUCAAGCAGCCCAGCCACAGCAGCUCCCGGGCAACCUACCCGGCCCCAGUCUACAAGACGCCCGCAGCAGACACCCCCCGGGCCCCACACCUGCCUCAGUCCAGCUCCUUCCAGCUCUCCGCCUCGGUGCCCAAGUCCUUCUUCUCCAAGCAGAGCGGCCGGAACAAGCAGCUGCCCGCCGGCUGGAAGAGGAGUGAGGAGACGCCCGCCCGCCCGGCCACCUUCACGGACCCAAAGAAGCAGGUGGACCUGAGCGCCAAGAAUGUCUUUGGGCAGCCCCGGCUGCGGGCCUCCCUGCGCGAUCUCCGCUCCCCACGCAAGACCUACAAGUCCACCAUUGAGGAUGACCUGAAGAAGCUCAUCAUCAUGGACAGCACCCUGGUGGAGCCCGAGAGGGAUCUGGCCCUGCAGAAGCCGCUGCAGCGGACCUUGUCGGAUGAGAGCCUGUGCAGCGGCCGGCGGGACCCCACCUACGCCAGCGCCUACGGCUUCGAGCAGGCCCUGCCCAGCGACGUCCUCUUCACCAGCACCCUGCCUGUGCGGAAGCAGCACCUGUCCCCCAGCAGCGGGAGCCUCGCGGAGAAGAAGGCCACCAUCUCCGCCUCCGAGCUCUCCCUGAGCGACGUGCGGGACAAGCCCCUGCGGCGCCUUGACCCCGGCCUGAUGCCGCUGCCAGACACCGCCACCGGCCUGGAGUGGUCCAGCUUGGUCAGCGCAGCCAAGGCCUACGAAGAGGAGGAAGAGGAACCUCUGAAGGGCCCUGCUGGCUUGAGCGAGCCUCCCGCCUCCCACAGUGGCCUCCCGGAUACCUCUAGGAAGCCCACAAGCCAGCUGUGCAAGCAGCCACCUCUGCCCCUCUUGCUCCCCAGGAUCGGAGUGCAGAGAGCCGUCUCCCUCUUCUCCCUCAACGACUCGGUGCUGAGCCCUGACGCCGCCGCCGCCGCCGCCGCUUCCCCGCUGGCCCACAGCCCAGUCCUCGGGCACCUGAGCCUGGAGAGGCAGCCGACGCCCCACACCACACCCACCAUGAGCGAGGAGCCCUCUGUGGACCUGACAGGCAAAGUCUUCCAGCUGGAGGCCCUGCUCAAGCAGCUCCACAGUGACCUGCAGAAGGAGAAGCAGGACAAGGUGGUGCUGCAGGCAGAGGUGGCCCACCUGCGCCAGAACAACCAGCGGCUGCAGGAGGAGUCGCAGGCGGCCAACGAGCAGCUGCGCAAGUUUGCCGAGCUCUUCUCCAGCGCCGUGGAGAAGAAGGAGCUGUGAGCAGGCCAGGGAGGGGAGCUGCUGCUGCUGCUGCUGGGCCCGCCCCGCCCCUCCUCCGUGGACCUCACUCGCCGCCCCCCCCCAGCCGCAGGCCCCUCCAGCCAGCGGGGCCCAGGGCAGGGCCUGCGCAAAGAGGCCCCCACCCACCCACGGGCAGGAGAGCCAGCCAGGCUGGCGCAGCCCCCGGCCCUGCCGUGAGUGGCCACCAGGGGGGGCGCUGGCCCUCCUCAGGCUGGGCACCCGAGCCUCCAAGAGCACUUUCUCACAACUAAAUUAUUUUCUAGAGAAUGCCCGGUCGGGAGUGGCUCAGGAAGUUUAGAAAAGAAAUCUAAAUGUAAAUGUUCUUUAUAAAACACUAUAUUUGUAUAAA